AUGAGUUUUAAUCUUGGUGUUAAUUUAAAAACCCUGGUCAAACUUUCUUGGUUAAAUGAAACUCCAGCUAAUAAAUUGAACACUAAAUCUACAAUUCUGAAUGAACCAUCAGCUAAUAAAUCAAGCGUUAUAUCUGCAUUUCUAAAUAAAACUCAAACUGAUGAAUCAGGUGCUGAAACUAUAGUCCAAAAUGAGACUAUGACUAGUAAAUCAGAUGUCAAAACUACAGCCCAAACUGAACUUCUAACUGAUGAAUCAGAUAAAACAAUGACUACAACUACAGCCCAAACUGAACCUCUAACCGAUGAAUUAAGUACUAAAAUUACACUCCGAAUAGUUGCCACGAGAAUGAAAACUGCUACAACUACAGCCCAAACUGAAGCUCUAACCAAUGAAUCGAGUGCUGAAAUUACACCUCGAAUGGUUGCCACAAGAGUGAAAACUGGUAGAAAAAAGAAAACAGCAGCUACAAAGCCUUACUUUAGAGCAAAAGAACGUCCAAAAGUCACUGAUCUUACAAAAGAUGCAUUGAAACAAAAUCAAAACCACAAUACCCCUAAUUCUUUCAUGUCUUAA
This is a messenger RNA of Racocetra fulgida, 576 nucleotides long. NCBI's taxonomy places the organism in Eukaryota, Fungi, Glomeromycota, Glomeromycetes, Diversisporales, Gigasporaceae. The record is from the annotation of a GenBank genome assembly.